This is a messenger RNA of Bicyclus anynana (squinting bush brown), 1451 nucleotides long. RefSeq lists its product as uncharacterized. The transcript has a single exon. Lineage: Eukaryota; Metazoa; Arthropoda; Insecta; Lepidoptera; Nymphalidae. The coding region runs from base 500 to 1273 and encodes 257 amino acids. The record is from RefSeq and is a predicted model, not a curated record. Gene Ontology annotation, molecular function: oxidoreductase activity.
CGUCAUUAAUUCGUACCAUGGUGCGUUUUUCAGGGAUCCGUGGCAGUGCCGCAAAUCUGACCCUUUAAAUCCCUGUAGAUAUCCUGUUACUUUCAGAAAAUUGCUUUGCUGUCAUCACCCCUAUUAAAUAGUAACUUUCAAGUAGUCUCCACGUGUUUUUUAAUUCCCUCGAAAAUUCUUACCAGUAAAAAUUAGGGCAUGGUUUAGGGAAACAUAUUAUCUUUUUAAAGUUAAGUUUUUCAUACGAAUUAAAUUACGAACCAACAAAAAUGUCAGCGAGCUCUCUUAAUUAUUAGUUAUAUAAGUUUCGUUAUCUACGUGGUGAUAACGUAUGAUAUAAAAACAUUUAAGUAUUCAAUGUACACUAAUAUAAAAAUAAACAAUUCGGGCUCUAAUAUAAAAAUAAACAAUUCUCUGAUAAGGUGCAGUAUAUUACAACUAUUUUUGGUAAUCAGUGCUAUUUGUUGCUUGUUGAGAGUUGUCAGAAUUCUUUAGAGAAAUGUCUUUUGAAAAUAAAGUUGUGCUUAUAACUGGUGCUGGAUCGGGAAUUGGCAAAGGUAUCGCACUAAAUUUUGCAAAAUUAAGCGCAAAGUUGUCAUUACUAGACAUAAACCAUGAAAAUUUGAAAAAUACAACAAAGAGUUGCAAAGAACUGAGCAAAACUAAAGCUGUUAACUUUGUACUCGACAUGACAAACGACGCAAAUGUGAAAGAAGCAAUUGAAAAAACCAUUGAAGAAUUUGGAAAAAUCGACAUCGUUGUAAAUUGCGCUGGCGUUCUAUCCAUAGGAGGUAUAAUAGAAGAGAGCUUUAUACAGGACUUCGAUAAAGUUAUGAAUGUCAAUCUCAGAUCUUACGCAGUAAUGACACACUACGCUGUCCCAGCAUUAAUCAAAAGUAAAGGAUGCAUUAUAAAUAUAGCAAGCAUAUGUGCUACGUUGGUUGAUAAGAAAGUUAUACCAUACAAUACUUCGAAGGCAGCUGUUGUGCAAUUCACCAGGAAUGUCGCUUUAGAGUUAGCAGAACUAGGAGUUAGGGUCAAUUCUAUUUCUCCGGGAUUGGUCAAAUCAAGUCUUUUAGAAAGUAAUGCGAGUCAAGAAGCUAUAGACAGAAUAAAAACGAAGAAAGCACCACUCAAACAUGUUCUAGAGGCUGACGAAAUCGCCGAUAUGGUCGCUUAUUUGGCUAGCGAUAAAGCCUUAAGCAUAACUGGAGCCGACUUUGUUGUUGAUUCCGGUUAUACUCUAUUGGGAUCGUUACUAGAAGAAGUCUAGAACUGCUGUAAUAUAAUUAGUAAUCCCUUUCUUUUGAUUUAUUGGAGAUGAAAAGAAAAAUCACCACCAUUUCCUCACCACCAAUAAACCGUAUAGACUAUACUAUGUAAUAUAAUAGGAACGAGUGAGUGAACAUUUUUGUUUUAAAUGAAUAAAAUAAUAUAAGGUAAACAAUAAA